AUUUAUUGAUCGCCUGCUGUGCAUCCGGCAUUGAGUGUACUAAGCGUUGAAGAAACAGGUGAAUGAAGCCGGGGCAAGUCCUUUCCUGUGUACAGACUCUAGUCCUUGCCCUGGUCCUGGCGAGCGGGUAGUCUAUUCCAAACGUGUGCAUUUCUGGAGAUCCCAACAUGUGAAGGGCUGCAAGGACUGUCCGCUCACAGAGUCUCUUGGGAGUGCAGAUCCCUGGCUGUAGGGCCACGUUCCCCGUUCCUCUAAACUCUUUCCCCGACCAUAUAAGGAGAGGCAGCUGCUGGGGCCGUCCCCAGGAUCUAAAGAUAGCAGCCCCUGCCCUGGACUCUAAGCUGCGACCGGGCAGCGGCAGCCGCCAUGGCACGUCUUCCCUCUCCCACCCCUAUGAAGCCCCACCUCAACUCCUCUUCAGGCAGCAUGCCCGGACCCUGUGGUACGACAGGCCCAAGUAUGUGUUCAUGGAGUUUUGUGUUGAGGACAGCUCCGAUGUCCACGUGCUCAUCGAAGACCACCGCAUUGUGUUCAGCUGCAAGAACCCAGAUGGAGUGGAGUUUUACAAUGAGAUUGAGUUCUAUGCCAAGGUGAACUGCAAGGACUCUCAGGAUAAACGCUCUGGCCGCUCCAUUACUUGCUUUGUGAGGAAAUGGAAGGAGAAGGUGGCCUGGCCCCGGCUCACCAAGGAGGAUAUCAAGCCAGCGUGGUUGUCUGUGGACUUUGAUAACUGGAGAGACUGGGAAGGGGAUGAAGAAGUGGAGUUGGCUCAGGUGGAACAUUAUGCAGAGCAGCUUUUGAAGAAGGUCAGCACCAAGAGCCCUCCCCCUGCAAUGGACGACCUGGAUGAUGAUUCUGACAGUGCUGACGCAAGAAGUAAUUAACUUUCUGUCACAGCAGAACCGGAGAGGAAGCUGUGGCUGUCUUCUGGUCACUCUGACAAGCUAGGGCCUGGGUCUUUGUCAGCUCUUUGCCUGGGCACCAGGGUCCUCUGGGAUCUCUGAACUUUCCGAAGAGCUCUUUAUUAAAGGUCCUCCUCAUGCUUUA
Phacochoerus africanus (Common warthog) is the source of this 1047-nucleotide messenger RNA. RefSeq names its product prostaglandin E synthase 3 like (gene PTGES3L). Gene Ontology annotation, molecular function: Hsp90 protein binding; protein-folding chaperone binding. Gene Ontology annotation, cellular component: nucleus; cytosol. The record is from RefSeq and is a predicted model, not a curated record. The transcript is spliced from 7 exons. Bases 468 to 884 code for a protein of 138 amino acids. Gene Ontology annotation, biological process: protein folding; chaperone-mediated protein complex assembly. NCBI's taxonomy places the organism in Eukaryota, Metazoa, Chordata, Mammalia, Artiodactyla, Suidae.